Messenger RNA from Papaver somniferum (opium poppy), 1371 nucleotides. Its product is annotated as MADS-box protein SOC1-like. Bases 309 to 956 code for a protein of 215 amino acids. The transcript is spliced from 8 exons. Gene Ontology annotation, cellular component: nucleus. The record is from RefSeq and is a predicted model, not a curated record. Gene Ontology annotation, molecular function: protein dimerization activity; DNA-binding transcription factor activity, RNA polymerase II-specific; RNA polymerase II cis-regulatory region sequence-specific DNA binding. NCBI's taxonomy places the organism in Eukaryota, Viridiplantae, Streptophyta, Magnoliopsida, Ranunculales, Papaveraceae. Gene Ontology annotation, biological process: positive regulation of transcription by RNA polymerase II.
AAUAUGAAAAAAAAUGAAAAAAUACUAAGAACAAAAAAAGAAAAAAAAGGGUUGUGUCACUACACUACUUAGGUAAAGAGAUAAAUAAGGAAAGUUAGGUUUUGAAUGAGUUUGUUGUUUUACUUUCUAUAUAAAGACAUUGAGCGAAUGAGGAAAGAAAGAUAUCAAGAUAGAUACAACCUCCAAAACUAGGUCGGUCUUUCUUUCUCAAACAGAAGCAUCUUUUUCUUCUAUCAUUCUUCAUUUUUCAUCAACAUUUUUACCUUCAAGAUAACAGAUUAUAUAAGAAAGUAGAUUUUUGAGUAGAAAUGGUGAGGGGAAAAACAGAAAUGAGAAGAAUAGAAAAUGCAACAAGUAGACAAGUAACAUUUUCAAAGAGAAGAAAUGGUUUGCUGAAAAAAGCUUUUGAACUUUCUGUACUCUGUGAAGCUGAAGUUGCUCUAAUAGUCUUCUCACCAAGAGGAAAACUCUAUGAAUUCUCCAGCACUACCAGUAUGCGAAAGACGAUCGAGCGCUACCAGAAGUACAACAAAAAUGUACAGGUCAAUUACAGCAGCAACAGCAAAGCAAUAGAACAACAAAAUUCACAGCAAUUGAAAUAUGAAGCUGCAUACCUCGCAAAGAAGAUCGAGAAUCUUGAAGCCUCUAAAAGGAAGCUAAUGGGAGAAGGCUUAGAAUCUUGCUCCAUUGACGAAUUGCAGACAGCUGAGAAUCAGUUGGAGAAGAGCCUACUUAAUAUCAGGGCAAGAAAGAAUCAGUUAUAUAGGGAAAAGAUUGAGCAACUAAAACAAAAGGAAAAGCAGCUAUUAGAAGAGAAUGAAGUUUUAUGCGAGAAGUGCGGGCCUCGACAAGCGGAACAGCAGAACCAAGAGAGGGAAAUAACACCUUAUGAAAUUACUCCAGAUUCUCAUGAGGUGGAAACUGAGCUACAAAUUGGCAGACCUGAAAGAAGAUGACAUAAUGUCGUUAUAUAUAACUCCACAUCCUCUUACUUGCUAUCGUUAUGAUUGUGCUUAGGCCCGAGGUAACGAAAGUUGAUAUCUCAUCAUAACUAUAUUAAAGCUGUCAUAUUAUUUAUUCAGUUAAAUAGGUAUUCUUGAUUUUCAAAAUCAUACGGCCAAUUUCUCGUGUUAAUGUAAUCAGAACUGAAUUUUCUGAUAUUGAGGUGUGUAAAAUAAAUCAGCCCGAGUAUAUGAGUGGUGUAAGAAUUUAAUAUUUAUAUAGAACAGGGCUGAAUUUUUCUUGAUUUUCAGAAUCAUACGGCCAAUUUCUUCUGUUAAUGUAAUCAGAGCUGAAUUUUCUAAUAUUGAGGUGUGUAAAAUAAAUCAGCUUGAGUAUAUGAGUGGUAUAAGAAUUUAAUAUUUAUGUACA